AUGAAUCAAAACAUGAAUUUAGGCUCCAUUCAGAAGCUAAUGGAAGAGACACAGGCUUUUGGGACCCAACCAGGAAAACCUUAUAAAUUAGCUGGAGGUUGCCAACCAGGUGGCCAUCUGUGUAGUUCAAAUCUGCCAUCUCAAAGUUUCUACCCAUAUUCACCUCAUUAUCCAUAUAUGCAAACAAAUCACAGCAGUGACUGGGAAAUUUUUGAAGCAGUAAGAAUUCGAGAACUGGAAGAAGUCAAAGCCAGAGCUGCCCAAAUGGAGAAGACCAUGCGCUGGUGGUCAGAUUGUACCGCUAACUGGAGGGAGAAAUGGAGCAAAGUUAGAGCAGAAAGAAAUAAAGCCCGAGAGGAAGCAAGACAACUGAGAAUCAAAUUAGACAGUUUUGUAAAAGAACUGAGUAUGCUUAAAAAAAAAAAUCAAGAUUUAGUAAGUGAGAAGAAAAGCUUAGAAACUGUAACUGCUUGGAAAACAGAAUUCAAUUGCUCAGAAAUACCUUAUAUUAAAAGAGACCUAAACAAGUUAACAUUUCUGGAACAAGAACCUGUGAAAGAGCUGAGCAAAACAAACAAGAUUCCUGGGGCAGAAGACACAAAGAAGGAUGUAGAGGUAAUCAAAGAGCAAAGCAAUCAGAAUAAAAAAAUCACUCCUGAUUCCUUUCCCAAUGGAGUUCCCAGCAUCUAUUUGGAGGAACCUAAACAAAAUUUGGACAGUACAGCUAAGACAACAAAGAAUGAUUUAAUAUAUGUUUCAGUCUUGCAUUUGCAUUUGGCUGAGAUGCAGAAAAUCUUACAGAAGGAAAGAGAAAUGAAUGUAUUUCUGGAAAAAGAAAUGGAAAAGACAGAAAAUGAAUUAUUUCUUUGGAAAUGGAAAUAUGAAGAACUGAGACAAACCAAGCUGGAAAGCCUGAAACAG
Messenger RNA from Pelecanus crispus (Dalmatian pelican), 921 nucleotides. NCBI's taxonomy places the organism in Eukaryota, Metazoa, Chordata, Aves, Pelecaniformes, Pelecanidae. The record is from RefSeq and is a predicted model, not a curated record.